Molecule: messenger RNA, 1593 nt
Organism: Eucalyptus grandis
Lineage: Eukaryota; Viridiplantae; Streptophyta; Magnoliopsida; Myrtales; Myrtaceae
Product: CBS domain-containing protein CBSX5
Exons: 2
Coding region: 78-1289 (403 amino acids)
Source: RefSeq, a predicted model, not a curated record
ACCACCGCCAUACCACCAUCUCUCUCUCUCUCAUUCUCUCUCAUUCUCUCUCUACCCCGAGCAAAGAUCGUAUUUGCAUGGCAGCUGGGUUGUUCAGCCACAGAGUCAGCGACCUCUGCCUCGGCAAGCCCGCCCUGAGGUCGCUCCCCGUCGCCGCCACCGUCGGCGAUGCGCUGUCCGCCCUGAGGAGCUCGGAGGACAGCUUCCUCAGCGUCUGGAGCUGCGACCACCGCUCCAAGGCCGCCGCCGCGGCGUCGCACGAAGGAGGAGAGGGAGGGGAGUGCCGCUGCGUGGGGAAGCUGUGCAUGGUGGACGUCAUUUGCUAUCUCUCCACCGAGGACAGCCUGUCGUCUCCUUUGGAGGCCCUGAAAGCGCCCGUCUCCGCGCUUCUGCCGAAGAUCCCGGGUCAAGUCGUGCACGUCGAGCCUUCUUCGAGAUUGGUGGAAGCUAUAGAUCUCAUUCUGCAAGGAGCUCAAAACCUGGUCGUACCGAUUCAAACUAGGUCCACAAGAAGAAAACAGCACCAGAAACUAUCUUCCUCAACGGGUCCUAUCACAGUUCACAAAGGAGAAGAAUUCUGCUGGCUGACUCAAGAAGAUGUGAUCAGGUUCCUCCUCAACUCCAUCGGCAUAUUCUCUCCCAUCCCUGCACGAACCAUCGACACCCUCGGCCUCAUAAGCACCGAAGUCCUCGCGGUCGAUUACCACUCCCCUGCCUCGGCGGCGCUCGAGGCCAUCUCCCGCUCGCUCGUCGAGCAAACCUCGGUAGCCGUGGUGGACGUGGAAGGGGUCUUGAUCGGCGAGAUCUCGCCUUCCACGCUCGCUUGUUGCGAAGAGACGGUCGCAGCCGCCGUGGCGACCCUCUCCUGCGGCGACCUCAUGUCCUACAUCGACUGCGGGGGGCCGCCAGAGGAUCUCGUCCGGGUGGUGAAAGAGAGACUAAAGGAGAGGAAUUGCAGAGGAAUGUUGGAAGAAUUCGAGAUAUCUUCAGCACCAAGUAAUUCGUCGAUGUCCUCGUCGUCGGACGAGGAGAGCUUUUCGUCCCCGAACACCAGAUUGGCAAGAUCAGGGAAGUACAGCAGGUCUCACAGCUACUCAGCUAGGAUGGUGAGGAGGUCAGAGGCGAUAGUCUGUCACCCCAAGAGUUCGUUGAUGGCUGUGAUGAUUCAAGCCAUUGCACACCGUGUGAAUUAUGUGUGGGUCAUUGAGGAUGAUUGUAGCUUGGUGGGGAUUGUCACAUUCUCUAGCAUUUUGGAAGUUUUCAGGGAACAUCUGGAGAAUUUGGAGUAGGGUCUUCCUCGGUUCUCGUCAUUAAUUUGUUUCUCUUUGUUCUGGUUUGUUCUGGUUUACUAUUUCCCAGGUCAGAAUGCUGAAAUUGUGAGUGGGAGGAUGGGAAGAGAAAGAACUGCAAAAAAGAAAAGAAAAAGAAACUACCAAGUGGUGUUCAUAUUGUGCUUUGAGCUUUCUGCCCUUUUCUUUGUUCAAUCCAAGAUCAUGAAGAGGGUCUUUGGCUCGAUGGUUUGAUUAUGUUGCUUUCCCUUUUUCGAAGAAAUUCUUUUAAGCUUUUGGUCUUAUGAUAUUGGAUUUUGAGGUA